Alexandromys fortis (reed vole) is the source of this 491-nucleotide messenger RNA. Its product is annotated as 40S ribosomal protein S15a-like. Gene Ontology annotation, molecular function: structural constituent of ribosome. Bases 94 to 486 code for a protein of 130 amino acids. Gene Ontology annotation, cellular component: cytosolic small ribosomal subunit; ribosome. The record is from RefSeq and is a predicted model, not a curated record. NCBI's taxonomy places the organism in Eukaryota, Metazoa, Chordata, Mammalia, Rodentia, Cricetidae. The transcript has a single exon. Gene Ontology annotation, biological process: translation.
GAGGAGACCAGCCUGGUCUACAAGAGCUAGUUCCAGGACAGGCUUCAAAACCACAGAGAAGUCUUCUUUCGGCCAUCUUCCCGCGCCACCACCAUGGUGCGCAUGAACGUCCUGGCCGAUGCUCUCAAAAGCAUCAACAAUGCAGAGAAGAGAGGCAAACGCCAGGUCCUCAUCAGGCCCUGCUCCAAAGUCAUCGUUUGGUUCCUAACCGUAAUGAUGAAGCACGGUUACAUUGGUGAAUUUGAAAUCAUUGACGACCACAGAGCUGGGAAGAUCGUCGUGAACCUCACCGGCAGGUUGAACAAGUGUGGAGUGAUAAGCCCUAGAUUUGAAGUGCAACUCAAAGACCUAGAAAAAUGGCAGAACAAUUUGCUCCUGUCCCGUCAGUUUGGCUUCAUUGUACUGACCACCUCAGCUGGCAUCAUGGAUCAUGAAGAGGCAAGACGAAAGCACACAGGAGGGAAAAUCCUGGGAUUCUUUUUCUAGAGAUG